AUGCAGGACCUGGUGGAACAUCUACCUAAACUUCCUGAAAUACAACAACAAAAGCUUACUAUUCCAGAAUUCGAUGAAAUAGAAGUCAAAGCAACUGACUCAGUAGAAACCAAGAAGUUCAUACGAAAGAUAAACUAUGAGUUUCUUGGAUUUCAUUGCAACCACAAAGACUGCGAUAUGGUAUAUUUCAUUGACAUAUAUAAAUCUGGGGAGUUUAAGACCUACGACAACUUUGUUUCGUUAGUUGCAAAAUGUGUAUGGCAGAUAAGAGAUAAAGAUAGAAGAGGUAAGGUAUGGAACGGACAAAUAAAACCAGCAACUUUUGAGUUAAAGAAAACCAUUUACGCCUUAGUCAUACUUGCAGGUAAGGUUUCAAUGUACAAUGCUAAAAUGAACCCACAAUGUUCUAAAUGUAAAGCAGCAAUGAAGAAAUAUAACUACUCCGUCAAAGAGAUAGAACGUAUGAGAAACGACUAUACUGACUUAAAGAAAGAAGCAGAGAAACCAGCAGAAGAUAAAAUGGACAUGUUGACAUUUCUGAACAAAAACUAUCCAACUGCUGACGAUUUCCUUCUAUCUGACGUCAAGAAGAAGUACAAAGAAACUUUCGGCAUUGUUAAAACUUUUGAUAUCCUUCGUGAAGAAAUAG
Molecule: messenger RNA, 649 nt
Organism: Trichomonas vaginalis G3
Lineage: Eukaryota; Parabasalia; Trichomonadida; Trichomonadidae
Product: organellar and viral DNA polymerase type B
Exons: 1
Source: RefSeq, a predicted model, not a curated record